Molecule: messenger RNA, 1092 nt
Organism: Phaeodactylum tricornutum CCAP 1055/1
Lineage: Eukaryota; Bacillariophyta; Bacillariophyceae; Surirellales; Neidiaceae
Product: transaldolase
Exons: 2
Coding region: 75-1025 (316 amino acids)
Biological process (GO): carbohydrate metabolic process; pentose-phosphate shunt, non-oxidative branch; pentose-phosphate shunt
Cellular component (GO): intracellular anatomical structure; cytoplasm
Molecular function (GO): transaldolase activity
Source: RefSeq, a predicted model, not a curated record
CGCAAUAGGACAUAACACAACCAGUUUCAUAUUCGACAACAUUACUAAUCACACGAACAAACAACCGAAGCACCAUGUCGAAUCAGUACGAGCAAUUGAAAGAGUUUACGAUCUGCGUUGCGGAUUCAGGCGAUGUCGAUGCGAUCAAAGAGCUGAAGCCCCAAGAUGCGACAACAAAUCCUUCCCUCAUCUACAAAGCGGCUCAGAUGGAUCAAUACGCCAAGCUGGUAGAUGAUGCUAUCAAGUACGGAAACGGAAACCUAGAAAUCGUCAUGGUAGGUAAUAGCGAUAAACUGGCCGUUAACUUUGGGACAGAAAUCACCAAGAUCGUGCCAGGAUAUGUCUCCACGGAAGUUGAUGCGCGCCUUUCCUUCGAUACUGAGGCAACUAUCGAAAAGGCCCGUAGCAUCAUUCAGCUGUACAAGGAAGUCGGUGUUGACAAAUCUCGAAUCCUAAUUAAAGUCGCUGCUACUUGGGAAGGAAUCAAAGCGGCCGAAGUUUUGGAGAAGGAAGGAAUCACUUGCAACUUAACCUUGAUCUUUAGCAUUGCGCAGGCUAUUGCCUGUGCCGAAGCGGGCUGCACCUUGAUCAGUCCUUUUGUUGGGCGAAUCAUGGAUUGGUACAAGAAGGAUCAAGGAGUUGAUGGGUUUGAGCCAAAAGAGGACCCAGGUGUUAUUUCUGUGACAAAAAUUUACAACUACUACAAGAAGUACGGAUUUAAUACUAUCGUAAUGGGUGCAUCCUUCCGUAAUGCCGGGCAAAUUACUGAGCUUGCAGGAUGCGACCGUUUGACGAUUUCACCUCCUCUUCUGAAUGAGCUGAUCGCGUCAGCGGACAAGUUGGAAAAGAAACUUGAUGCUAGCAACGCCGCUACCUUGGAUAUUGCCAAAGUCGAUAUGGAUGAGAAAACUUUCCGUUGGAUGAUGAACGAAGAUCCCAUGGCGACAGAGAAGUUGGCAGAUGGUAUCCGCAACUUCGCUGCCGACGUUGUGAAGCUCGAAGAGAUUGUGAAGAAAAAGAUGUAAGCAAGCUGAGUCGCAGAAUGCAUCAACAGUUAAAAAGGUAGUAAUAACCGAAAUUUUCGGCUCUUCC